Messenger RNA from Botrytis porri, 892 nucleotides. RefSeq lists its product as uncharacterized. The transcript is spliced from 3 exons. NCBI's taxonomy places the organism in Eukaryota, Fungi, Ascomycota, Leotiomycetes, Helotiales, Sclerotiniaceae. The record is from RefSeq and is a predicted model, not a curated record. The coding region runs from base 431 to 892 and encodes 153 amino acids.
AAAAAUCUCCUUUAUUCCGUGCCGUGAACUUUGUACAGCCCGUUCAUUCAGAUAAUCGAGAGAAGAAUCAUCCCGAUUCCGAAGCUUUAGGAGAGUUUUUGGUCUAGCAUCUUUUCAUUCACCUGCCAAGUACACACAUGUGAUCUCUUGCAGCAACUGCACAGUAACGUGAUGAUCGUUGGCAUGCUGUGUCUCACCUGAGGUUGUUCUUUGUGCACCAAGGGCUAUCUUUUCUUUCUCAUAAAAUACGAAGAGAAGCCCGGCGAAAGGAACAACAGUAGAGAAGAAGGUUGAGCUCGUAAUUAAACCAAGGCAGUUCCAAAGGAGGAAAAAUCAGAAACUGAAACCAAGCACAAAGAAAGGAAAAAUAUCUUUCCAAGAGUGGAGAAAGGAUAUAGAAUGUGUGGAUCAGUACAGUGUUGCUGUCAAUAUGAGUCAUCAAACUUCGGAAACGGCCUACAAAGAUCCAGAUACAUGUCCAAAACACGGCUACAACCUCCAAUGGCGAACAUGUCUACGAUGUGAUACCAUUAAACUGUACAACCAGAACUCAAUAGCAAGUCUUAUAGAUCUCGGCGGCAAAUUCAGUCGGGAAUUUAAUCAGCAAUAUUCGGAAGCGACUGAGCCAGCGAUGAAGAACUUCCCCGCGGAGGAUCCUUAUGACUCUGACUCAUUUGACCGUCCCAGAAACUACUCUGAGCGAUGUGCUUUGACUCCAGCGACGGCAUGGGUGUUGCAAAAGAGAAAUCAUCAAAGCCCAGUAAAAGACGCAAUCUGCCUCGGGAGUCUCGAAGUGGAUCAUUUAGACGUUGAGGCACGAAUGAAAACCGUAGAGCCCGCGAUCGACAUGUCAGUUUCGCAGGAAAGGCUCGAUCAAGGCGUACUAAUGUAG